Messenger RNA from Seminavis robusta, 2470 nucleotides. The record is from the annotation of a GenBank genome assembly. Lineage: Eukaryota; Bacillariophyta; Bacillariophyceae; Naviculales; Naviculaceae.
AUAAAAAAUGUGAGAUCGUUGUUGCCAGGCUAAAUACAAAUGUCGAAUUUUUGGUUUGCCGGAAACAAAUUGUGAGCAGAUGCAUCUCCUGUAAGGAUCAGGAUAAAAUGACAUAAAAAAGUACGUCAGCGUCGACACCUUCCUCUCAUCAGUUGACCUCCUCUCAUUUUCUUUCUGUUGUCAAAACACCACCAUGGCCAUCACCCGUUCUUCUUCUUGUACUUCUACUACCACCCUGUGUCUCUCUUGGAUGAUACUGGCCACCGUUAUUCCUCGACUGCUUGGUUUCUCAGUACAUGUAGUUCCAUCCAACAAUCUUAUUGGAAGGUCUGUCUACAAGAAUGCAGCCAAUUUUGGUUUCUACCACAAACACAACUGCAAUCAUCAUAAAUGGUCCCGUCGUCGAUGGAUGAGUGCUUCCACGGAUCUUUCCGAAACGGAAAAAGUAGAAUUGGAAGAACAAAUCAAAGCCAAGGGUGACGAAAUUCGGGCUCUCAAAGCGGACGGUGCCGAAAAAUCGGCCGUGGCGCCGUUGGUUCAAGAACUCUUGGCUCUCAAGGCAAAGUUAGUAGAUCCAUCAUCCAUUGGCGGCGAACCCAAGAAAAAGAAACAAAAAACGGCUGCAACCAAACAGCAAAAGCCUAGUCCAGUAAAAGUCAACGACGACGACGACGACAAGGGCUUUGUGACACCCCGCGCCACGGACUAUUCCAAAUGGUACAAUGAUCUGAUUCGAGUCGCCGGAUUGGCCGAAACCAGUCCCGUGCGUGGGUGCAUGGUGAUCAAACCGUGGGGCAUGUCCUUGUGGGAUCGCGUCCGCAACGAAUUGGAUGCGAAAAUUCAAGACCAUGGUGCGGAAAAUGCCUAUUUUCCACUCCUCAUUCCCAAAUCGUUUUUAUCGAAAGAAGCCGAACACGUCGAUGGAUUUGCCAAGGAAUGUGCCGUCGUGACGCAUCAUCGAUUGACAGCGUCGGAAGAUGGCACGGAAUUGAUUGCCGAUCCCACCGCCAAAUUGGAAGAUCCACUCAUUAUUCGACCCACGUCGGAAACUAUGAUUUGGUACAUGUUUCGAAAAUGGAUUACCAGUCAUCGUGACUUACCACUCAAAGUCAAUCAAUGGGCCAACGUGAUGCGAUGGGAAAUGCGCACACGACCGUUUCUACGAACGUCGGAAUUCCUAUGGCAAGAAGGACACACGGCCCAUGCGACAGCCGAAAGUGCCGAUGACGAUGCCCGUACCAUGAUGGAAAACUAUGCCACGCUCUGUGAGCAAUUGUUGGCCAUGCCCGUCGUACGAGGUGUCAAGAGUCCGUCGGAACGAUUUGCCGGUGCCGAAGAAACCUACACCAUUGAAGCUCUCAUGCAAAAUGGAUGGGCACUGCAAUCGGGAACGUCGCAUUAUCUCGGGCAGAGUUUCGGUAAAGCAUUUGAUGUUACCUUUCAGGAUGCCGAAGGGCAACUCCAGGAUGUUUAUGGAACAUCCUGGGGUGUUUCCACGAGAUUGAUUGGUGCCUUGAUCAUGUCGCACUCGGAUGAUGAUGGGUUGGUGCUGCCGCCUCGUGUGGCGCCGACGCAAGUCGUGAUUGUGCCAAUUCCACCCAAAAAGAAUAAUCAAGAAGCCAAGGAAAGUAUGGAGGUGGCAUUGGACAAGCUGGUGAGUGAUUUGAAGAGUGCGGGACUUCGAGUCAAAGUCGAUGACAGAGAUUACGUGCGAAACGGUGCCAAAUACUUUGAAUGGGAGCGCAAGGGUGUACCACUUCGUAUAGAACUUGGACCACGGGAUGUGAAACAGAAUGUGUGCAUUUUCAAAUACCGAGCGGGUGACGGGUCGGAUGGGAAACAAUCGGUGGAUCUGGCACAAGCCGCCGACAGUGCCGUUGCCGGCUUGGAUGCGAUGCAAGCCAGUCUCCUGGCAGCGGCCCAGGAUCGUUUGGCAGACGGUAUCCGAACGGAUGCCACCUAUGACGAAAUGAAGUCCUUGCUGGAAGCGGAUGAAGCCACCCAGUAUCCUGGACAGGGACUCUUCUUGGUUCCAUGGAAGUGCGAUGCUGCCAAUGAGGACAAAAUCAAAGAGGAAUGCAAGGCAACAAUUCGCUGCUACCCGUUGAAAGAAAACAGUGAAGGGUUACACGAAGGCAAAAAGUGUUUCUUCAGUGGUGAAGAUGCUACACACAUGGCCUUGUUUGGAAGAGCGUUUUAGAAUGCAUUGGAUUUAUUUGAUCCAGCAAGCCCAACGACGACAACUCUGCACCCAGAUCUCGUGUACGGUAUGUAGACCAGUCGGCCAUAGAUUCUGCAAAGGACCGGUGGCCGCAUUACGUAGCUAAGUUUGAAUGAAGAUUCAUUUCGUUACGCAUAGUCGCCCUGCUUUGCGCGGCCCACUUUCCAGUGCACAGGGCUAAGCGAUCCUUGUUCCGCAAGAUCAACAGUAGCUAUGCGCUACUUGUGCCACCGUUCCUUUCGGCUUGUC